This is a messenger RNA of Vanessa atalanta (red admiral), 6036 nucleotides long. RefSeq names its product NADPH oxidase 5 (gene Nox). The transcript has 21 exons. NCBI's taxonomy places the organism in Eukaryota, Metazoa, Arthropoda, Insecta, Lepidoptera, Nymphalidae. The record is from RefSeq and is a predicted model, not a curated record. The coding region runs from base 98 to 3439 and encodes 1113 amino acids. Gene Ontology annotation, cellular component: NADPH oxidase complex; plasma membrane. Gene Ontology annotation, biological process: defense response; superoxide anion generation. Gene Ontology annotation, molecular function: superoxide-generating NAD(P)H oxidase activity; calcium ion binding.
GCUCGUGUUACAGACACGCGGACAUAAAUUUUAUAUAGUGUGUGAUAACAUUGUAACUAAAAAAAAAACAAUGCAAUAAAAAAGUGAAAAGAUAAAGAUGACGUCAGAAACGGAAAACAGUUAUAAAAAUGUCACAGAUAAUAUAACAAUCAGCAUUGACAGUUCUGAUGGCGGGAAAAAUGACAGCGAAAUUGAAAUGGCUGACAAUAACGGAUGCAAAAAUUCAAAGCAUGGUCCUUGUGACAAGGAUACGUCUAAGGAUUUACUGGGAAUUCCUAGACAGGGGCACAGGAUGUCAUUUAUGGAAGAGGAGAACGUUAAAGAGAGGAUUAGAUUGUCCUUAUUAAAGCAGUGUUCCGCCAUUUUGAAACAGGGAGAUGAAAGGUACAAUAAGGAGUCCUUGCAUCGCGCCUUUCAAGAUGAGGAUCUAUUGGAGAGAAUAUUUCGAUUGUUCGACGUGGAGAGACAAGACCACCUCGUGCAGGAGGACUGGAUCGAGUUCUUGAAGGAAAGAUUAAUAGAAGAAAAACAACUGGACUUCGUGGAGCAAGUGGAAAGUGUAGCGUACGUGCUCUGCGGGGACGGCGUGAUUACACUUGACACCUUCCAGCUGAUAUUGAAGAACAAAGUGGUGACAAAUAAACUGCUAAGAGUGAUAGACAUCGAUGGUGACGGAUACAUCACAGCGGAAGAAAUUAUGGAGUUUAUCUCCGCAGUGUCUAGCAGCAGUCCACGAGUAGGCAUCGAUAAGGCGAGUGUGGACCGCUUGGAGCAGCUCUUCAAGCAAACCGCAGGCGAUCAGAAGGAGAUCACUAGGGAACAGUUCCAGAAGAUUGUUGUUUCAAAAAAUCCCUUCUUCACUGAACGUGUUUUCCAAAUAUUCGACGAAGACAACUCGGGGACCAUCUCCCAUCACGAGUUCAUAGAAGCAGUUCACAGGUUCGGCAGGCAGACUCCGGAAGACAAGAUACGAUUCCUGUUCAAAGUUUACGAUUUAGAUGGCGACGGCCUGAUCCAGCACCGCGAGCUGCAGCACGUGAUGCGCGCCUGCAUGCACGAGAACGGCAUGCAGUUCUCGGAGCAGCAGCUGCUGGAGCUGACGGGCGCCAUGUGCGAGGACGCGCGCGCGCUCACGUACGAGGCGCUGCGCGACCUGCUGCGGCGCCACGGCGGCCUGCUCGAGAACCUCUCCAUCAGCAUAGAUCGUUGGCUGGUUCCAACGAAUCCAAAACCCGAGCCGAUGUCUCUCUACCAAAGAUUUUUGAAGAUGAAGCCGUACCAGCUCUCGGUGCCGUACUUCAAAAAUAACUACGUGUACGUCACGUAUUUAUUCCUGUUCUUUCUCGUCAACCUCGGCCUUUUCAUCGCGAGGAUUGUUGAAUACUGGGAGUCCAAUGUCUUCGUCAUGUUCGCGAGGGCUUGCGGUCAGUGCCUGAACCUGACGUGCAUGUGGGUGCUGGUGCUGAUGCUGCGGCGCUGCAUCACGGCGCUGCGCGUGCGCGGGGUGGGCUCGGCGCUGCUCGACCACCACGUGUACUUGCACAAGCUGACGGGCGUGCUCGUCGUGCUGUACGGGCUCGUGCACACCGUCAUGCAUCUCUGCAACUUCAGUUUAAUAGUUGUAAAUGACCCCGUCAUCAACUCGCAGAAUUACACAAUAUCGGAGUGGAUUUUCACAACCAAGCCGGGGUUGUUCGGUCUCUGCGGGGGCUACGCUAACCCUACAGGAGUCGCGUUGUGUGUGGCCCUAUUCGGACUGUCUAUCUCGUCUCGACCCGCUUUGAGGAAAGGGGGAUGUUUUGAGGUGUUUUAUUUCGCACAUUUGCUGUAUAUUCCUUUUUGGAUCCUCCUCAUAAUUCACGCUCCUAACUUCUGGAAGUGGUUCAUCGUGCCCGGGUUCAUCUAUCUCAUCGAAAGGAUCAUGAGAUUGGCUUGGAUGAGGUCGGAGCGCGGCAAGACGUACAUCUCGUCGGGCGCGCUGCUGCCGUCGCGCGUGACGCACGUGGCCGUGCGCCGCCCCCCGCUGUUCCACUUCCACGCCGGAGACUUCGUGUUCGUCAACGUGCCCGCCAUCGCCGCCUACGAGUGGCACCCCUUCACCAUCAGCAGCGCGCCCGAGCAGCCCGAUUACAUUUGGCUGCACAUCCGAGGCGUCGGCGAGUGGACCAACCGCUUGUAUGCAUAUUUCGAGGAGGAGCAGCGUAGAUUAAACGCCAGCGAGGAAGUACACGAAAAAGUUACUCGCAGCGCUUCGGGGCAAAGCAAUCGUAGUAGAAGAAGAAGCUCCUCGAGUAAGAAGCGUUCCGUCGACUUCUCCCCUCUCGCAUACACGAACGAGGCUUUCACCAUUGAAGAAGAGACUGGGAAUGGAUUCGCUGCCUUAUCUCCACCUCCUCUGACGAAACGUCCGUCGUUUCUGUCGCCGUUGAAGUUCCUAGAGAAGUCGCGUUCGAUGCCAGACGUGCGCAACGGCAAGAAGCUAGGCAUACAGACGCUGCGCGACGCGGCGCGCUCGGAGUCGGAGAGCGCGUUCCCGGCGCUGGCGCUGCGGCGCGCGCGCGCACUCGGCGCCGCCCGCGCGCCGCCCGCGCUCGCGCACAGCUUCCGCUACAUGCGCCACAAGCCCGCCAUCAUCGCGUGCCCGCCGCCCUGCGCCGAGCGCCGCCGCUCCAACGAGAGCAUCCUCAGCAUCGCGAGGCGUCGUUUGUCGAAGAGCCUGUCUCCGGAUCGUGACGUCGAGUCGAACGAUAAGCCCUGCGCGGUCGAGACACCGCCUGAGACUAUCGAGGAGGAAUCUACCCAGGACUACCCAGUCGGAAAACCACUGGAGAUAUACCUGGACGGCCCGUACGGCGCGCCCUCGUCGCACAUCUUCCACGCGCAGCACGCCGUGCUCAUCGCGGCCGGCAUCGGGGUCACGCCCUUCGCCUCCAUCCUGCAGGCCAUCAUGUACCGCUACUGGCGAGCGCGCGCGACCUGCCCGCGGUGCGCGCACACCUUCGCCACCGAGCUGCCGCACCAGGGCGACAUGAGCCUCCGGAAGGUGGACUUCUUCUGGAUCAACCGCGAGCAGCGUUCGUUCGAGUGGUUCGUGUCGCUGCUGUCGCAGCUGGAGAUCGAGCAGGCGGAGGCGGGCGGCGAGCGGUUCCUGGAGAUGCACAUGUACAUCACGAGCGCGCUGCAGCGCUGCGACAUGAAGGCGGUCGGCCUGCAGCUGGCGCUCGACCUGCUGCACGAGAAGGAAAAGCGUGACCUUAUCACUGGCUUGAAGACCAGAACUAACGCGGGUCGUCCGAACUGGGACAAAGUAUUCCAAAGGUUGCAGGAACAACGCAAGGGGAAGGUCACGGUUUUCUACUGCGGACCCCCCCAGCUAGCACGCGUGCUGAGAGUUAAGUGUGAUCAGUUUGGAUUUAACUUUAGGAAGGAAGUGUUUUAGAUAAUUUAAUGAUUCACUAUUUGUAAAAUGUUGACCAUGUAUUUGUAUAUAAUGUAAUAGAUGUGAAUAAUCUUUUUAAUUUCUGACUAGAGCGUUAGGUGUUAAUAAAAUAGUCUAAAUUAUAUGUUCUGCCCUCUUGGAAUAGCUUUUUCCUUUGGUGCAUAAUGAUGCUUGUUUUAUAGAAUCUUUGUUUGUUAGGGCUGUGUAAAUGAAUGUAAAAAUGUUUCCUUAUGUUAAUUACCAAUCAACUAAAAAGCAACUAUUUAAUUACUAACUAAAAUAAAAAGAAAAAAAUUCAACACUAAGAUAAAUAAAAGGGACUACUUCGAUCUUUCCAUAACAAGUCAGAAUAUUUCUUAUUUUUUAAUAGACUAGGCAGGUGGACCUGCGGAUGUAUCACCUGAUGGUAAGUGGUUACCGUCGCCUAUAGACUUUGGCGCUUAUAGAUAUAUAAAUCAUCAAAGAUAUCGCCAUUGCACCACCAACCUUGGGAACUAAAAUGAUAUGUCUCUUGUAUUUACACUGACUCACUCACCUUUCAAACCGAAAUAUAACAAUACUACUUAUUGUUAUUUGGCGGUAGAAUGUGUGAUGAGAUUGAUGUUCAACUACGAUCCCCACUGGGCUAAGGCUGGGCCUCCUCUUUCUUCAAUGUUGGUCGGUGGCAGAAUUUUAGUGAAAUUAAACUCACUCAUGCAUGUUUCCUUACGAUGUUUUCUUUUACCGCCGAGUACGAGAUGAGUUAUUAAAGUACAAAUAUAGCACUUAAAAGUUCAGUGGGGCGGCGAAGUUUGAAUCCGCAAUCAUCGGUUAAGAUUCACGCGUCAAUCACUGGGUCAUCUCGGCUCAAUUUAGUUUUGACCCUUAAAUUUUUGAAAUUUAAUACUUCUUUUGUUUUAUAAUUUCACUGGUAUUAUCUAGAGUAACUAUAUUAUAACAUGUAUAAGAAUGCCAUCUACUGGAUUAAAUUAUAACUAUAGCAAUUUGCUACCAUUGUGUCGUCGUAUAGGUACAACAAAAUAUUUAUAGAUGGCGUUAGUGUGUAAAUUUUUUUUUAUAUUACUUAUUUUUAUUAUAUUUUGUAGUUUAAAUGUGCACUUUUUGGAGCAAUUAUGAAAAAAUCAAUUUGAGCGUGUGUUUCUUAAUUACAUUUGAACGAGUAAAUAGUUUCUUAUGAAGUUUCGCUUGGAUUUAUAAAUAUAUAAUUAAAAAAAAAGUCUUCAAUGUAAUUAUGCUGAAAAGUCUUAAGAAAUAAGUAUGGCGUAGCAAUAUCAUUCAAUCAUAUAUUUAGGAAAUUUGAGAACUUGCUUUUUUUUUGCAAAAACCCUUUUACUCAAUGAAAAGUAAGACGCUUAGAAACGUAACAAGAGUAGUUUUGUGUAUUAAACUGUUUACGUAUGUAAUUUAAUCGUGCGCACGAAGCUGGAAUGUUAGAAUAUUAUCGAAUAUCAUUUGUGAUCGAAAUUGAAAAUGUCGUAUGAUGAGUUUACGAAAAGUUUAAAUCCGACCUUUUUUAUUAUUGUGAUAAAGUUCACUGAAACAAAGAAUAUCCUGUAUUAUCGCAGGAGAUAUUAUCGAGCUGCUGUGGUGCUCUCUGUAUUGACUCUCUUUGUCCAACAGGAUAGCAAUACAGCAUAAACACCGGCUUUAAAUAUUAAUCUGAGAAAAUAAAUUAUAAAAUAAAAAUCGGGUUGAAUAAAUUCCGUAUUUUGAACCCCUACUUGUUCUUGUAAAUAUAAUGGGACCAAACAAGAAGUAUAUAUGUAUAAAGUAGUAUAGGUUAAGAAAAUAAAAAAAGGUUCUCCCAAACGCUUCAUAAAUGAUCGGAGUUCUGAAGUAAUAAACAUAAAAUAAAAACAAUAUGAGAACUUCCUUUUUUGAGGUCGGUUAAAAAUCAACCAUUAAGGUUUGUUGAUGUGAUCUGCAACCACAUACCGCUAUACUACAUAGACAAUGCAUAAUGUGUAUAGAGUACUGUAGAACGCCGAUAAUCCGAAUUAUAAUCGAAAAUUCGGAUAAUCGGACAUAUACUGGUAAUAAAGAAAACGAACCGUCACACAUAGAAUAAUCUUUAUUAAGUUUAACAAACACUGUUCUAAAACCAUAAUCAUUGAAAUAUAUCUGGACUCCAGCGAGUUCCAACUUCUUAUAACAAAACAAAACGAAACUACUUGGUUUUCAUUUUUUAUAUAACGCCUAGGACCGAUUCGGUUAAUCGGCGUUCGGAUAAUCGGUAUAUAGAUUUUAUUAUUGUGUUCAAUUCCGGUUAAUUUGCUAUCAAUGUGACAACUAUAAUUUAUACUUUAGGACAAUUUUGUUGUAUAAUAAAUAUUUAUUUUAGAUGGUAAUUGUAAAUAUUUUUUUUAUGCGUUAAAGGUAAACUAUACAACUAUAUUUUAAACAAGAUAUAAAUAUACCGUGCUAAUUUCCUGUUGUAAUUAGAAUAAAAUUACGAGAUAUUGUUAUGUGAAAGGAUUAAAUAAAUUUGUAAUUUAUCGUCGUAUCGUUACCAACGCAACGUGAACGCUUUAACGAAUUUUUGUAUUUGUUUAUUAUAAAUAUCGAGAGUUUAAUUUAAUAAACUGCGAUUGUUAUAA